Molecule: messenger RNA, 1893 nt
Organism: Coniosporium apollinis CBS 100218
Lineage: Eukaryota; Fungi; Ascomycota; Dothideomycetes
Exons: 1
Coding region: 1-1893 (630 amino acids)
Biological process (GO): exocytosis
Cellular component (GO): cell tip; Golgi to plasma membrane transport vesicle
Molecular function (GO): guanyl-nucleotide exchange factor activity
Source: RefSeq, a predicted model, not a curated record
AUGGCAUCCGUGCUUCCUCCACCUAGCCCCUCGACCUACUUCCGCGCCGAGUCAGAGGCCAUGAACACGAUACCCGACCCACGGACUCCCAGUCCUCAUUCGGAGAAGUCGAGACAUGGCUCCACGGACUCAGCACACCACCCGGACCUAAGCAAUGAGGUGGCGAUGCUGAGUACGAAGCUUGUCAACGCGAUCAACUAUCAAACAAGCCUGGACGACACUCUGCAGGCGACGCGACAUGAGUUGGAGGCGGCAAGAGAGCAGCUUGCGCGCUUAGAGGCUGCAGCGAAAGAGCAUGCAGACAUGAUAGCACAAGGUCUGCUGAUUAGAAAAGCGAACCAUGAUAUUGCGGUAAACCGAUUAGCGCACAAUCUGGAGAACGAAAAGCAGAAAACCGCUGUGGCGGAGAAAGAGAGGAAAAGAAUGGAGAGCGAGCUAGAGAAUUUGACGACAGCUUUGUUCGAAGAGGCGAACGCGAUGGUAGCAUCUGCUCGUAAAGAGACGGAAGCAUCGGAGAAGAGAAACGAGCAGCUACGCAAUCAGUUGAACGACACGGAGCUCCUUUUGGCGUCCCAACAAGAGCAACUGCAGGAUUUGAAAGCGGUCAUGCAGGAGAUGAGCUCUGAGCGGGGCGAGAACGACGCGCACAUGUCAACCGCGCCAUCGACACCUGGCGCAGCUGCACCGGACAAGCUCAGCCGAACAUUCGAAGAAUUGAACAUGACGCCAAACACUCCCGGCAUGGAUGAAGUCCCAGCCGACCAUCCUCUACGCUUCUCGCAUCUAAUCCGCCCGGUCCUGCGAACAGAUCUCUCAGCCUACGAAGACUUCGCCGAACUGCUACGCCUAGCCAAAUCCACCGGCCCCUCCAGCCGAGUAGCCAGCGGCAACUACAGCGGCCUCAAUGUCAUGGGCCUCAGCUCCUUCAAGAACUCCAGCCAACCCAACAUCAGCCAGCCGACCGCCUCAUCCCCAGCAACACCCGUAACACCAUCAAACGGCAACGCUUCUCCCCGCGUCCCGCCCGCCGACCUCCCCCCACUCAAAGACAACAGAUUCUACAAGCGCGCCCUAGCCGAAGAUAUCGAGCCCACCCUCCGCCUAGACGCCGCACCCGGCCUCUCCUGGCUUGCGCGCCGCACCGUGAUCAACAGCAUGACGACCGGCGGGCUGGUCGUCGAGCCGCACCCGCCCAUCCACCCGUUCCGCGGGCCAAUUUACUCGUGCGCGCUCUGCGGCGAGAGUCGGAAAGCGGACAUAUACAAGCGCAAACACAGGUUCAGGACUAGUGAGAGCGACGACGCGCAGAGGUAUCCGUUGUGCGACUACUGUCUGGGGAGGGUGAGGGCGACGUGCGAUUAUAUUGGGUUUCUGAGGAUGGUGUGGGCGGGGCAUUGGCGCGCGGAGACGGAGGAGGAGGUGAAGAGUGGGUGGGAGGAGAGCGUGAGGUUGAGGGAACGGAUGUUCUGGGCGAGACUGGGGGGUGGGGUCGUUCCCGCUUUCCUACAAGUCAAGGACAGCCCAAGUAGUCCGAUCAAAGGGCAAAAGAGCGUGGAAAGGGCGAGCGAGGACACUGAGACCGGUCAAGAGCCCGGCCGGGAGAAGGAGGUGGCGGCGGACCCGUUCAAGAGUGAGGGAGGGCUCAAGAGGGUUUCUAUUGGGAAGACGGUCAUCUCGAACCCAGAACUCGGACUUACUGCGGAUGAAGAGAGGAAGAUCGAGGAGGAGGCUGCGCAGCAGCUGCAGGACGAUAUGCGGCGUUCGCUUGAGAUCAAGCCGCAAGUCUCACAAGCUGUGCCUCCUACCGAACCGCAAGCGACUGAAGGCGCGCCACGAGGGAGGGAGAAGGAGGGGAGGAGAUUAUCUCUUACGAUCCCGGGGUCAUUCGUCUGA